Molecule: messenger RNA, 475 nt
Organism: Puma concolor (puma)
Lineage: Eukaryota; Metazoa; Chordata; Mammalia; Carnivora; Felidae
Source: RefSeq, a predicted model, not a curated record
GGAAGUUGUACGUGUGACGCUGCUUUCCCUCUCCCACAAUACCUCGCGGUCUUCCUUUCCAACCCGGGUCUGGCAGGAUGGCUCCCGCAAAGAAGGGUGGCGAGAAGAAGAAGGGCCGUUCUGCCAUCAACGAGGUAGUGACCAGAGAAUACACCAUCAACAUUCAUCUCAGGGGUUUCAAGAAGCGUGCCCCUCGGGCACUCAAAGAGAUCCGGAAAUUUGCUAUGAAGGAGAUGGGAACCCCAGAUGUGCGCAUCGACACCAGGCUCAACAAAGCUGUCUGGGCCAAAGGAAUAAGGAAUGUUCCAUACCGUAUCCGUGUGCGGCUGUCCAGAAAACGUAACGAGGAUGAGGAUUCACCAAACAAGCUCUAUACAUUGGUUACCUAUGUACCUGUCACCACUUUUAAAAAUCUACAGACUGUUAAUGUGGAUGAGAACUAAUUGCUGAUUAUCAAAUAAAGGUAUAAAACUGC